AUGGGAUUGUGUAUUGUGGCUGUGUUAGUGAUGUAUGUAUUUCAUUGGAUUAUUAUUCUUAAAGACCCAAAAUUCAGAAACAGAUCUUCUCUUCCUCCUGGUUCAUUGGGUAUUCCAUUCAUUGGAGAGACCCUUCAGUUCAUGAUUCCAAGUUAUUCUUUGGACAUUCACCCUUUCAUCACAAAGAGAAUCCAGAGAUUUGGUCCCAUAUUUCGAACUAGUUUAUUUGGUCAAUCAAUUGUGAUAUCAACAGAUUCUGAAUUCAAUAGUUACUUGAUGCAGCAAGAAGGUAAAUUAGUUGAAUUAUGGGCAGGUCCUGCUACUAAGAUUUUUCGACAAUCUGAUGGAUCUGGAAUACCUUUUUCUAAUAUCCACAAGUACAUUCGAAGCAUCACUCUAAAUCAUAUUGGUGCUGAAUGCAUAAGAGAAAAGUUGAUUUCUCAAUUUGAAGAAAUGUUUAUAAAGACUUUGCAUCAAUGGACAACUCAAACAUCAAUUGAUGUUAAACAAUCUCUAACAAAGAUGAACUUUCGCUUCUUUGCAAAGCAUUAUUUUGGAUAUGAUAUUGAAAAUUUAUCUAGCAAUCUUGAAAGAAUAUCAGAAGAAUUAUUCACAGAUUUUACAGAAGGGUUGAAGACAAUUCCAUUAAAUAUUCCAAGAACAAAUUACCACAAAUGUUUAAAGGAAUGGAGAAAAGCAUUUAAAAUUAUCAAGAAUAUUUUAGAGGAAAGGCGCAAUUUGUCAGAAAAAUAUGGAGGAGAUUUUCUUAACCAGGCAAUUAAUGACAUGGAAAAGGACAAAAUUAUGAAUGAUGACCAAAUUGUGUACCUCGUAUUAGGGAUAUGGUUUGCUAAUUCUGCAUCAAUUUCAUCAAUGGCACAAUUAAUCUUCAAGUUUUUAUCAGAGUAUCCUUCGGUCGUGGAAGAACUAAGAGUAGAACAUGAGCAAAUUCUAAGAAGCAGAGACAAAUCAAGAACUUCAUCAUUGACAUGGAAUGAAUACAAAUCCAUGAAAUUUACACAACAUGUAAUGAAUGAGACCCUUAGGUUCUCAAUUUUGCUUCCUGGAAUAUUAAGGAAAACAUUGAAAGAUAUUCACUUUAAAGAAUAUAUAAUUCCUGCUAAUUGGAUCAUCCUGGCUUUUACACCAAAUCUUCAUAUGAAUUCAGAAAUAUAUGAGGAUCCACUUACUUUCAACCCAUGGCGCUGGAAAAUGUGGACAAAAAUCAAGGGAGGAAAAGUUGUUCGGAAUCCUAUUUUGGAAUUUAGUGAUAGAAUUCACAUCAAGAUUUGGGAGAACCGUGAGAAAACUUAA
This is a messenger RNA of Arachis stenosperma, 1314 nucleotides long. RefSeq names its product cucurbitadienol 11-hydroxylase-like. Gene Ontology annotation, molecular function: monooxygenase activity; iron ion binding; oxidoreductase activity, acting on paired donors, with incorporation or reduction of molecular oxygen. Gene Ontology annotation, biological process: sterol metabolic process. Lineage: Eukaryota; Viridiplantae; Streptophyta; Magnoliopsida; Fabales; Fabaceae. The record is from RefSeq and is a predicted model, not a curated record. The transcript has 8 exons. Bases 1 to 1314 code for a protein of 437 amino acids.